AUGUUCACCCUCCCGCAGCCUCUGUCGGCUGAUACGGAUGCUCCCAUUUUGGAAGUGUCGGAGAGUCCGACCAUAUUACAGGCGCUCCUGUCGUUUGUGUAUCCCGUGCCCGACCCGCCGAUUCAUUCGCUGGAUGAGCUAACGCCCAUCCUCACCGCGGCAUUCAAAUACGAGAUGACGGGCGUAAUCGAGCAACUCCGAAAGGUCCUCGUCGUCCAGCAUUUCCUGAAGGAAAACCCUACUCGCGUAUAUGCCAUCGCUUCGCGAUUUGACCUGGAGGGGGAAGCGCGGACCGCAUCACGGUACACGCUCGCCGUGAAUAUUCUCGAUUGUCCGCUACACGACGAUCUCAAAUACAUCACUGCAUAUGCGUAUCACCGCCUCCUCGAUCUUCACCGCCGACGGGCGGAGGCUGCCCAGGCGUUGCUGCGGCUACCGGAGGAGGUGAAGUGCAUGCGGUGCAAUGGGACACAGUACCUUGCUUUCAGUCCACCAAAGUGGUGGCUGGACUUCGACGUGCGGGCGAGGGAGGAGCUGCGGGUGCGACCCACGACGGAGGUGGUUUUCUCGUUGGCGUUUCUUACGCGGUCGGCGCAGGCUGGGUGCGAGCGGUGUGCCGGGAGCAUCCUUGAUGCUCACCAUUUCCUGGAGAAACUGAAGAAUAGCAUUGACGAGUUGCCCUCUACGAUUUGA
This is a messenger RNA of Sparassis crispa, 693 nucleotides long. RefSeq lists its product with no specific name. Bases 1 to 693 code for a protein of 230 amino acids. The record is from RefSeq and is a predicted model, not a curated record. The transcript has a single exon. NCBI's taxonomy places the organism in Eukaryota, Fungi, Basidiomycota, Agaricomycetes, Polyporales, Sparassidaceae.